Molecule: messenger RNA, 243 nt
Organism: Meloidogyne enterolobii
Lineage: Eukaryota; Metazoa; Nematoda; Chromadorea; Rhabditida; Meloidogynidae
Source: the annotation of a GenBank genome assembly
AUGACUGGCCAAUGCGGGAACCUAAUCGGGUCAAAGAUGUCAGAGUAUCAACACUACCAAGAUGCGCCAGCUGAUAAAGAACGAGUUGUAGUUUAUACACCGAAAAAAUGGAAACAAACACGUUUAAAUUCAUCGGAUGCUGAAUUUGAAUAUAAUCUGGUAAAUGCUAGUUGGCGAUCUUCCCGUCGAUAAAGAGUGCGCAUUUUUUUCCCUUGAAUUUUUGUUUAUCUCGCUUUUUUCCCU